GUGAAGGGGCCCUAGUCCCAGGUGGUGUGAGUGUGACUGCCAGAGUGGCUCCUGGAUAGUUGCACAGAGAAGUUUCCUUAUCAGACAAGAUGUGUGUAGUGGAAGUGGGUAAUUAAAAAUCACCUAAUUAUUACGCUAUCCUGUAUAUUGCAUCAGUACCUGGUGUGGUAUUAUCUAAUAUCCUGGGGAGAAAUGCAGGCUCUGCCUGUCCCUGUCCCCAUCCAAAACCUCAGAAAGUUGUGUGGCUGAGAAAAUAGCUUUACUGAUUUAUAGCAGUAGAAGGUACUAUGCCAGUAUUCAGAAGCUUUGUUUCCAGGUUAAACAUAAAAUCCAAGUUGACUGGCAUAGUCCUGGAAGGAAAUUGUCACGUCUUAGGGCUUCUGUGGCCUCUUCUGUGACUCUUCUCCCCAGAGCGUUCCCAAAGUACUUAGUGUAGAGCUAGCCACAAAAGUGUUUACGUAUUUGUAGUUACUCUAUGGCUGAGAUGUCACAGGGAUUGCUGUGCAUUUCCUUCUAACAAAUAGCUUUUACUGUUUUGUUUUCAUUCUCAAUCUCAAGAACACUCUGCCUGACUUUAUUAGCUGCAAGCAGUGCUCUUAGUGGAUGAGCUGGCAUAUAUAAGUCCUUUGGUUCUCUCUAAUUGGUGGUGUAAUUUUUUUUCGUUAAUUUUUCCUUAAGUGACUUAAGGCUUAUUUUUACUGCAGAGUACAAUUAUCAAGAGACGUGCUUGAAAUAAUGUAAGGAAAACCCCUAUCCUGCGCUGCUGUCCUAUGAAGGGUCAGAUACAGCAGCAUAUAGCUGCUGCAGAGCUAUACUGACAAGCAAUGCACAGGCCCAUGUUUCUCUUACUGUGUUCUCUCUGGUUAUGUCACUUCAAGUGGAGCUCUCCCAAGGAUAGGUCAUAGCACAGCUAAUUUGAAACUUGGCUUUGCUUUCAAGUGGUUGUGUUCUCUUUCAGACGUGCCCUUUAACAGCUGCUUUAUCAUUGACCAAACUUGGAAACUAAUAAAGCACCAAAUCCAGCCUUGUGCCUGAUAAUGUUAUGGGAAACUGGCUUCAGGCUCCCUGGUGAUUCCAUAGGUCUAGCCUAGGUCGCUGAAUAGAGCUCAAGAUGGUCAGUUCGGCCUCCAGCAGUUCCUGCCUUGUUUUUCUUCCCAUACACAGGGCUAUCUCUUCUUAAACUGAACUAAAUCACAAUCUUUCUACUUUGAUCUUCUAUUAAUGGCUCAUCCAUUUAUUGUAGCAGAAUUUCUCUUACCCACUGCCAGACACUCUAGUUCAGUAUUUGACAAGUAUAUAAUUAUUUCUCCUGUUUCUGUCAGCUGAAUACAUUCUACUGUUGCUCUAGACCUUGUAAUUCUCCCUCGUUAAUGCCUGCCUUUCCUGAACCACAUCCUUGUUAGAUAAGGAGUGUUGAUGGUGAUUCCUUCUCACCCCUAAAUCUCUCCCAACACAUUUUAAUGAAGGUAACUGCCUAUGAUGCAAUAAGAGGCCAAAUAUCCACAUCAGUCAGAGGGAAGGGAAAGAGCAGCAAAUGAGCUUUCACCUACAUUUUGGAAAGUAAAUAAAAGCAUUACAAGCUUUUCAUCUUGCCCACUCUCUUUCUUCUUAUUGGGAUAUCAUCUGAAAUUAAUUUUUAAAAAAAUUACCAAAAAAAAAAAAGGGGGGAAGAAGCUCCACUUCUGAAAUCUUCAUAUGUAAUGGCUGUUAGUGAUGAGAGAAACUUAGUCCCAGCUCUCAGAAGUCCCAGGACACUGUAACUCUUAGAAAUUACAAGUUGAACCUUUUUUUACACCUUAAACUCAUAGGGAAGAAAAGUGGGAAGGUCAUUGUAGGAAAUUAGGCUUCCAUACCACUCUCUGCUGUAAGGUUGGAAAUCUACAUUUGCUGUAGUAAUUGGUAGAGCAGGAGUAAGAUUUUUUGUCAGACUUUUUUCUCAAGAAUGAAAACUGAGUAAGUUAAGUUUUAAUUUUCUCUGUUUGAUUGCUGAGAUAAAUUAAUUGCAAAUCCACAGGCUGAAAAGAAGCACAACAAGCUGUAUCCUUGUCUAUGAUUAAAUGAGGUUUGAUGUAUCAAGGUAGUUUUGCUGUGUUCUUUAUCUCACACUAGUUUGAAUGCAUCAAUGAAAGUGAAGAUAAAGUUAUAUCUAAAAGUGUUUGUCUUUUUUAGCAUGCAAUUUUGAUCUAGGCAAAAAUUCCAUGUCAUUCCAAAUGGGGAGUUUUCCUAAGCAGAAUUUAAAAACUAUAUUCAGGUAGUGUUUUCCUUGUAUACAGAUGACUGAAUAAGUAUAAGUAGAUAAUUUUUCUCCAAUAUAUUUUAUCUGGAUUUUUCAAAAACAACAAGCUCUACAAGAACAGGUUUAUUAAACUGAAUGUAAAAGUUAAUGCUUUUCUUUCCAAGUGAUAUUGUCAGAUGAGCAUUUGCUUACUGCUUUUUGAGAAUCAAAUACCAUUUGUUCAGACCAAGGAGGGCAAUUAAUUAAUUGAUUGACUGAACUAGAAUGGAAAGUGGAAUUGAAACCAUUCACACAAGGGUUUUGGUUUUUUUGUUUUUUUUUUUUUUUUGUACAGUACUGAAAAGCCACAGUGUGAAAAAACAGAAAAAGCUUAUAUUUCUUAUUCUCCCCAAACAGUUCUUCUGAUGUGAGGGCUUUGACUGACUCAGAAAUGAAAAGCGUCUUUCAUAUCAUCAUGUCUUAGGGAAUCUUUGCCUUCUUGAAGGCACAUGGAAUGGUAUCUAAACACACUUGUUUGAUCCAAUAAAAUGCGUGGAUAGAAUGUUAAAAAUCCUUCCACUCAGCUACUGGAAAUGUCACAACAGGUAUAAAACAAAUUUUCAGUACAUUUUAAGUACUAGAUAGCUUUAACCUAUUGCUUUGCAGAACUACUUUGUUUUCUUAGUUGCAGCAAAACCACUGUAUUGCACAGAAACUCACAGAAUUUGAAAGGCAACAGGCCACUUGCAGUCAUCACCAUUUACUGUGGAUACCCAAGUAUUUCCUCAUAUUUUUGUAUUCUCUUAGUUUUAAGGAGAUUUUCUUGAUGUAAAUGUGAUUUUAGGGGUUAGAGUUGCAAUAUCAUUUGUUUGUUCUGCUUUCCUUCUCCCUUAGUCACCUACUUCUGUUUCUCCCUGUAUCCCUUACACUGACAUGAAUCACUGUGACUGCUCUUAUGAUGCAUUCUUAUGUAUACUUGGCUUUGCAGAGCAGCUUGGGUAGCAAUAACCCUCUACUUUGGGCAGUGUUUCACUCUUCUCUUUUGCAGGUGUCAGAUAUUCAUAUCAGCAAAUUUCGAGAUCCCAAACGAGCUCCUGAAUUCGAAAAAUUCUGUUCUGAAACAAUUGAUGUAAUUCAGCCAGCACUUGUUCUAGCAACAGGUGAUCUGACAGAUGCUAAGACAAGAGAUAAACUGGGAUCUGAGCAGGUAGAAGAUGAGUGGAAAACUUAUCAGUCAAUCCUGAAGAGAUCAAGGGUCAUGGAAAAAACCAAAUGGAUAGACAUCAAAGGAAAUCAUGAUUCAUUCAACAUUCCACGUCUGGAUAGUGUUCAGAAUUAUUACAGGAAAUACUCUGCCUGGCGUAGAGAUGGUUCUUUCCAUUACAUCCACACUACCUCUUUUGGGAACUAUUCAUUCAUCUGCGUGGAUGCCACACUCAGCCCAGGCCCUAAGAGACCCUAUAAUUUUUUUGGGAUUUUAAACAUGAAUCAGAUGGCAGAGCUGUCUUUGAUGGCAGCAGAAAGUCUACACAGCAACCAUACUAUCUGGUUUGGCCACUACCCCACCUCAACAAUCAUCUCCCCAUCCCCUGGAAUACGAACACUAAUGAGUUCUGCCACAGCCUAUUUAUGUGGACAUCUCCAUACAAUGGGUGGGCUGAUGCCAGUCUUGCACAGUCAACACCGUGGUGGCACUCUGGAACUUGAACUGGGAGACUGGAUGGAUAAUAGGAGAUACAGGAUCCUCGCAUUUGAUCAUGACCUCCUCAGUUUCGCAGAUCUUAACUUUGAAGAGUGGCCUGUAGUUCUCAUCACCAAUCCCAAAUCCUUCCUUUACAGCAGUUCUACUCAUGAACCACUAGUCAAAAUUCUUUAUUCCACUCAUAUCAGAAUUCUGGCAUUCUCUCCUUCUGUCAUUAUCUCUGUCAAAGUCUACAUCGAUGGAGUUCACCUGGGGAAUGCACAUCAUGUGUCUGGCCCUCUCUAUGUGCUGAAGUGGAGCCCACAAAACUACAGUGAAGGGUUCCAUCACAUAGAAGUGACUGUCCAGGAUGCUUCAGGAAGAAUUGGCACACGGGGCCAUUUAUUUGGUAUGGAAGAAAACCUCUCUCUUAGAUUUGACUUUUGGUCAUCUGUUAUUCUUCUCACUGACCACUAUGUUCUAGCUCGAGUGCUCUUUGGACUGAUUGUGCUGAUUCAGAUUACCUUGCUUGUUGUUUUCCGACACCUCCAAAAGCCAGCACUCAAAGGAAAGCCGGGAUUACUUACUCUGACUUCAUAUUCUCUUCAUAUCUUCAGUAAAACAAACACCUUCUAUUACUCAAUUCUGGUUCUGAAUUUAUACACCAUUCUGGGACCAUGGUUUGUAGGUGAACUGAUAGAUGGCCAGAUGGGGGCCUGUUUUUCCUUUGGGGUGUUUGUUGGUGGUUCCUUCUUACAGGGCAGUAUGACAUUUGUGGUUGGGAUUUUACAGAUGAUGUUUUUCAACCUGCCAUUGAUGGCCUACCUGUGCUGGUGCCUGCUGCUGCGAUGUCAGGGCCACAGCUUUCGCUCCCACAUCCGUCACGUCCGACACCUCAUGGCUGUGCUGGUUCACCUGGCAAUGGCCCUGCUCCUGGCCUGGCAGCUCUAUUCCUGCUAUUUCCUGCAGCGAACAUACGGCACCUUGGCGUUCUUCCUCUCCCCAAUGAGAACGUGGUUGGUGGUACUGACCACAGCUCUCAUUUAUAAAACCUGGACACUGAAAUCAUCAGAGCUCAGAACUUACAUAAUAGAGAUAAAAAACUGUCAAAGCUCUUGAAGUACAAUAUAAGUACUCCAAGUUCUGUCUUAAAAACUGUCAAGAUACAACCUUAUCAUUUUGUGAUGCUGGAAUUCCAUACACUCCACCAUUAGGUGGUAAGACCCAAAGCGGCACCUGCACUGCUACAGAACUGUAUUAAAUAGUAAAUGUACAAUACACACUUUCCUUGUAUUAUACAACAUACUGUAUAAAACAUGUUAUAUAAUACAGUUAUGCAUUAUACAUUAAUACAGUAAACUGUGGAAUAAUCUCAUCAAUGGGUUUUUUUUAGUGAUACAGAGAUAGAUAUGUCCAUAUGGCUCACAAAUGGAAAUGUUUGUCUAUUACUACUGUGAAUAGAAAAAUACUUUUAACUAAUUAUUGAUUUUUUUAUAAUGCUGCAAAAUAUGAGCAUAGGACUUGAUGAGCUUCUUGAUUUGUGCUUAAUUUGAUUUUAUUUCAGGGUUGACAUGUGUUUUUACAAGACUAGACCAGAUGUCUUUAUGAAGUAAUGGUGAUUGCAAAGGCGUUGUAGUGGCCUUCCCAGUCAGAGUCCUAUGCCCAUACAUGUUUUCAGUUCAUAAUGCUGUAUACAAGCAGAUUAUAGGCUGUAAGGUGUGCAUAUGUAUUUGUGUUCAUGUUUACCUGAGCUGUGGUCUAUAGCUCUUGCCCUGGGAGUGCUGGCUAAUUAACAGGCUCACUCUCUGGAAGUGAGCUCCUUCUCUGGAAGGAAGGAGUUUCAUUUCCCACUACUGAGGCUGCCAGUCCUCUCACCCAUGACUGGUGAAAGAACAGUGAAUUAUCAGCAGUGCUGGGGUUCUCAACUUCAAAGCAAAGAAUGGAGACAAUGUCCUCAGGAUGGGAGAAGCUGAAGGAAUACUAUGGUUUGAUGUCUAUAAAGUCUGUAAUUUCUGUUUUAUGUGUCUCAGCUGUGUUUCUGGGUUUCAGCCAAAUGCACCAAAGAGUGACCUAAGAAAACUCAUUUCUUUGUUUUCAUUUUUUCCUAAGUCCAAAAAUGAUAGAACAGUUAGUUAGAUUAAUGAAGAAUGUAAUGAUCGAGAGCCAGGAAAGCUGAAGUGCCUUGAUCUGUAAAGAACACUGCAUUGCUUCACAAACAACCUGCUGUGAGUGGAACACUUAAAAUACUAUAGGUAAUUUUACAGUAACUUAUCUGUGGCUUCUCAAGAAAAGAGAGGACAAAUUUAGUUCUAGUCCCUUUGGAAAAAAACAGCAGUGACUGUAAUAGAACACAGGAAAAUAAAUUGGAAGAAAAUACUGACUACAACAAGGACUUUUGUUAUUUCUGUUGUGCAAUUAUAUAGGAAAAUAGUAAUGUAAUGCUAAUAAUAAUGUAAUUUCUUCAAUGUAACAGGGAAAAGAGAGAGCACCCAUUUACAUGAGUUAAAUACACUGCUCAGAGAAUAAAGAAUGUAAUUCAUUGCUACAAAAGUUUGUUUUGCAAAGCUGUUAAAAAAAUCAGAGACAGGGCGCAAAAUUUAUUUGUGAGAUACAAUACUGAAAAAUUGAUAAUAAAAUGCCAUUCACAAUUAAA
Molecule: messenger RNA, 6549 nt
Organism: Taeniopygia guttata (zebra finch)
Lineage: Eukaryota; Metazoa; Chordata; Aves; Passeriformes; Estrildidae
Source: RefSeq, a predicted model, not a curated record